AUGCCCCACUCAUACAAUGGCACCCAUUCCUGGCCACCCUCUCAAGCUGCUCCCCUGUUGAUCAAGGACAGUUGGGACCCAAAUUUCCGCCAGCCUCCCCUGAGCUUGGCAAAAUCAGCCUCAAACAAGUCACCGCCUCUUAUGGGGACUACAAACCCAAGUUACCACAUCAAGCAGACCCUCUUGGAACAAAAUGAAAUUAAUCAAGAGGUUUGCACCAACGUUGAGAACAUCUCCCAGACAGUCAAUGUUGUCAAGGAUGGGCUUGCCCAGCUACAGCUCACUUGGGGUCCCCACACCCCUGAAGAUCAAAAACCCCCUGCAGUUGAGGAAACCCCCUGGGCUGCGCCCAAAGCCAAGCCUAUUGGCAAGGCUCUACCCUUCCUUGGGGCCCCAGCCCCCAUCAUCUCUACAGGGGCCCCCAGGCGCAAACCCCUCACCCUUUUCAACCCUUACCCCUCCUCAUCCUUCCCUUCAGGACCGGCUCCAGCAGCCCCUACAGCACCUCCAGCAGCGCCCCAAGCCACUCCGGCACCGCCUCCAGCCCCCUCUACCGUAAAGGUGGACCACCCAGAUGCCUUCAAAGGCAAGAUUGGCUUGGAGGCCAAACAAUGGCUAACACGGAUGUUAGCUUGGGUUUGCCUAAACCAGAGGCAGUUCCCCUUGGACCUGGAGGUCUUGAGCUUCCUGUUGAUGAACAUGACGGAAGCAGCUGGGGCCUGGGCCCAUCCCCAUCUGGACCAACUAGGGUCCCACCGCGCGCUCAUCCAAACCGUGGAUGAGUUUAAAAUUGAAUUCCUGGCCGCCUUUGGCAACCCAGAUGCUACCAGAGCAGUGGAAAGAAAAAUAACCCUCACUCAGACCAGCACUUGUGCCAAAUAUAUCACUAAGUUCCGCACGCUGCAAAUGGAACUCAAUUGGAACAAUGCUGCACUCCGCAGCCAAUUUGCGCGGGGACUUCACUGGGAGGUCCAAAGACAAAUUGCCACAAGGGAGAGGCAACCCUGUACUUUGAGGGAACUCCAAGAUGCCUCCCUCAUCAUUGACAAUGCUCUCCGCAAGGAGAGAGCCAGCCACCCACAACAGGGUAGUAAGCCUGGUAAAACCUCCAACACCCCCAACCAGGGGGCAAAUACUGGCCAACAGGCCACCAAAACCAGCCCCCUCUCUUCCAAUCCCAACUAUGUCUUGGAGGAGGAACGCAACUGCCGCCAUGCAGAAGGUCUCUGCAUCAAAUGCGGCAAACCAGGGCACAGGUUUGCCAAGUGCCAGACCAGAUGGAAGGCCACCCCAAAGGAGGAUAAGGGGAAAGCCAAAGAAACCGCCAAAUUAGGCAAAGACUCAGAGUACCAAUUGGGAAAAGAGUAA
Messenger RNA from Rhizoctonia solani, 1368 nucleotides. Its product is annotated as Retrotransposon-derived protein PEG10. The coding region runs from base 1 to 1368 and encodes 455 amino acids. Lineage: Eukaryota; Fungi; Basidiomycota; Agaricomycetes; Cantharellales; Ceratobasidiaceae. The transcript has a single exon. Gene Ontology annotation, molecular function: zinc ion binding; nucleic acid binding. The record is from RefSeq and is a predicted model, not a curated record.